Molecule: messenger RNA, 2154 nt
Organism: Medicago truncatula (barrel medic)
Lineage: Eukaryota; Viridiplantae; Streptophyta; Magnoliopsida; Fabales; Fabaceae
Product: protein disulfide isomerase-like 1-4
Exons: 12
Coding region: 133-1884 (583 amino acids)
Biological process (GO): protein folding; response to endoplasmic reticulum stress
Cellular component (GO): endoplasmic reticulum
Molecular function (GO): protein disulfide isomerase activity
Source: RefSeq, a predicted model, not a curated record
CACAACAAUAUCACAUUAUUAUUAAGUACAAGUACAGAUCUGCAAUCAACAUAUAGUGACUAGUUACUACUUCUGUCACUAACUUUAGUCAAAACCCAAACAAUCUGAACCCAAAUUCCAUUUCAGAUCACAAUGCUAUACCAUAAUAAACGACUCGUCGUUUUCCUCUUCCUCACCACUCUCCUUCUCAUUUCUUCAUUCUCUUUCACUCUUUCAGAAAAAACCCAAAACAACGACGACGACGAUGAAGAUCUCAGCUUCCUCGAAGAACCAGAAGACACCACCACCACCCACCACGACCACGCUGAUUUCCCAGAUCCCGAUAACUUCGACGACGACGACGAAGGCGAUGACGGCGACGAAUUCGGCGAUUUCUCCGGUUACGAUCCUCACUCCGAUGAAGACUUCAAGGAACCAGAAGUGGAUGAGAAAGAUGUUGUCGUUUUGAUUGAGCGAAACUUCACUACCGUAAUUGAAAACAACCAAUUCGUGAUGGUUGAAUUUUAUGCUCCGUGGUGUGGACAUUGUCAAGCUUUGGCGCCAGAGUAUGCUGCGGCGGCGACGGAAUUGAAGAAAGAUGGUGUUGUUUUGGCUAAGGUGGAUGCUUCGGUGGAAAAUGAAUUGGCUUAUGAGUAUAAUGUUCAGGGUUUUCCUACUGUGUACUUUUUCAUCGAUGGAGUUCAUAAGCCUUACAAUGGCCAAAGAACUAAAGAUGCUAUAGUGACAUGGAUCAAGAAGAAGACAGGACCUGGUGUAUACAACAUAACUACAUUGGAUGAUGCUGAACGCAUAUUGACUUCUGAAACUAAAGUUGUUUUGGGAUUCCUUGACUCCUUAGUUGGUGCUGAAAGUGACGAGCUAGCUGCAGCAUCAAAACUUGAGGAUGGUGUCAAUUUUUACCAAACCGUGAUUCCUAAUGUGGCUAAGCUUUUCCAUAUUGACCCAGAUGUCAAGCGCCCUGCUUUGGUCUUGCUCAAGAAAGAGGAGGAGAAACUUAACCAUUUUGAUGGCCAAUUUGUAAAAGCAGAAAUAGCCAACUUUGUAUCAUCCAACAAGCUUCCGUUGGUCAACAUUUUUACAAGGGAAAGUGCUCCCGUGAUUUUUGAAAGUCCAAUCAAGAAACAGUUGUUGCUGUUUGUGACUUCAAAUGAUACAGCGAAGUUCAUCACAGUAUUUCAAGAAGCAGCAAAGCUUUUCAAGGGGAAGCUGAUCUUUGUUCAUGUGGAAAUGGAUAAUGAAGAUGUUGGAAAGCCUGUUGCAGAUUAUUUUGGUCUUUCUGGAAAUACUCCCAAAGUACUUGCAUUCACAGGAAAUGAGGAUGGCAGAAAAUUUUUGCUUGAUGGAGAAGUGACCAUUGACAAUAUUAAGGCAUUUGGGGAAGAUUUCCUUGCAGACAAGCUAAAACCUUUUAUCAAGUCGGAUCCAAUUCCUGAAAGUAAUGAUGGUGAUGUGAAAAUAGUUGUUGGCAAUAACUUCGACGAAAUUGUCUUGGAUGAGUCGAAGGAUGUUCUACUUGAGGUUUAUGCUCCUUGGUGUGGCCAUUGCCAAGCCUUGGAACCAACAUUCAACAAGCUCGCAAAACAUCUUCAUAGCAUUGAAUCUAUUGUAGUAGCCAAGAUGGAUGGAACAACAAAUGAGCAUCCUAGGGCAAAGUCUGACGGGUUCCCCACUCUUCUCUUCUACCCUGCAGGAAAAAAGAGUUCUGACCCUAUUACUGUUGAUGUGGAUCGUACAGUCGUGGCUUUUUACAAGUUCCUCAAGAAACACGCAUCAAUUCCAUUCCAACUCCAGAAACCAACCACAACUUCUAAAACCAAUGAUAGUGGGAGUUCUGACAUCAAGGAAAGUCAGAGUAGCAUCACAGAUGCGAAAGAUGAGUUAUGAGAGCUAAAGGAAACUUCUAUUUAUGAAGAGGUUCGACAGAUGACAAGAGUAGAGUGACUAGCUGCUCAGCAAAGAAAAUAGCACAAUGACUGAGUGAGAAAAAUCGUCUAUUUUCCCUAACCUGCCCAAAAGAGACAGAUAAGAAAAUGGUAGUGGAAAAAUGAUAUUGAUAUUUACCUGUGUAUUAGUUUCUUCAGCUUUAAAUGUUUUUGUAUUAGAAUUUUGUGAGACUGAGUUGAAUGAAAUAGAGUCCAAAGUUUUACUUUAUCA